GCCAGUCUCUCCAUAGUGUGUGAGAGUGGGCGGUGCGGUGCAGAGCAGCGGGUGUUGCUUAGCGGCAGGCAGGAGACAGCAGGAAGGAAAGGCGGGUUCAACGAGUUUGUUAGGAAGGAAGGAGUAGAAGGAGGGGGAGCCGCCUGCCCACAUUCACUGUAUCCGCCUCGAUCAGCACACUCGUGUUGCACCUGCGCAGAAGAAGGACCAGGAUUGGUUUGUGGGGCGUUCUCAACUUGUUCCAACCAAUCCAGAUGUGCCGGGGGUGGGGUCCUGACUCUCACUGGCUGGCGCUGCGUCUGCGCGCGGGUUUCGUCGUCCACAGCUGUUCGCGCGUGUAGUGCAAGCUAGCGCCAUGGAGUCGGGGUUGGUUGGGCGCUUAGCCCCGCGCCUGGGCCUCACUAAACCUGAAGUGCUGAGAAAAGCAGAGGAGUACUUGAGACUGUCCCAGGUGAAGUGCAUUGGUUUAUCUGCACAUAUCACAGAAACCAGUAAUGCAGUCAUGUGCCUGGACCUUGCUGCUUCCUGGAUGAAAUGCCCCUUGGACAGGCCUUAUUUAAUUAAACUUUCUGGUUUGAACAAGAAGACGUAUCAGAGCUGUCUUAAAUCUUUUGAGUGUUUACUGGGCCUGAAUUCAAAUGUUGGAAUAAGAGACCUAGCUGUACAAUUUAGCUGUACAGAAGCAGUGAACAUGGCUUCAAAGAUACUUCAAAGCUACGAGUCCAGUCUUCCCCAGACACAACAAGUAGAUCUUGACUUAUCCAGGCCACUUUUCACCACUGCUGCACUACUUACAGCAUGCAAGAUUCUAAAGUUAAAAGUGGAUAAAAACAAAAUGGCAGCCACAUCUGGAGUAAAAAGAGCCAUAUUUGAUCGACUAUGUAAACAAUUAGAGAAGAUUGGGCAGCAAAUUGACAAUAGAGAACCUGGAUAUUUAUCUAGUCCACCCCAGAAGAAAAAGAAAACAGUGGUUGAACCACCAGUGAAGGAAAUAGAAAAAGUAGUAGAGAUCCCACAUACAUCUCAGAAAGAUGAAGAUCUGACACAGGACUAUGAAGAAUGGAAAAGGAAAAUUUUAGAAAAUGCUACCAAAGCUCAAAAGACUACAGCAAAGUGAUUGCAGUUUCCAGACUGAUUGCAGUUGUCACCAGUUUGGAAGAAUCUUUGUUAGGCCAGAAUCUGUCUAUUAUUGCAGGGGGAGAGAACAAGUUCCUGUUCGCUGAGCCUUAUUGCUCACCAACACCCAAGCUCAAGUCCCACUCGGCCAAUCAUAAUCAAGCAAUAUACCAAGGUUUAUUUUCCUUAAACCAUCUUGUCCUAUUGUCCCAGGUAUGGAAUACCUAUAAAAACUUAAACUGAAAAACAUGUACCACUUAUAAUAACUUUGAAAUAAUAUUUGAAUAUUAUGCUCAUAGAAUUAAAAACUUGGGACUUAACGGGUUAAAAUCUACACACUUCAAAAUGUAACCUUCAUAAACAGUACUUAAUUUUAAAUUAUGGAAAGGUCUAUUAUAGAGGUUAGGAAGUUGCUUGGCAUCAUGCCACACAUGAUUUUAAAUAAAAUUAAAAAUAUAUGAUCUAAUUCAAUAUUUCCAUGAUGGUAUGAAUUUCCAUGAUGAUAUAAUUGCAUUCAGUUUUAAAAUCUAUUCACAUUGGCCUCAGAAAUAAUAUUUGCUUUUUGUCUGCUACAAGUGGAAUGACUCAGGGUGUAUUUUUUUCUCUCCCACCUUUUUUAAUUCUAGAAAUUUAUCAAACUAAAGCUAAAGGAAUACCAUAGUCAUAUUACCCCAACAAAGGCAUAUUUGGCAAACCCCAUGGUAUUGGGAAAUGAACAUGAGCUUUAGAACCACACACACUUGGAUUUAAAUUCUGGCCAGGAGUGAUGGUACAUGCCAGUAAUCCAACAGCUUGGGGGAACAUAAGUUCCAUAAUUUUUAAAAUGAAAAUUUAAGUGAUUUAGUCAGGAAGAUUGCAGGUUUGUAGCUAUCCUCAACAACUUAGCAAGGCUAUAAGCAACCUAGUGAGACCCUGUCUCAAAAGAAGGUGAAGAUGUGGCUCAGUGGUUAAGCGAUCCUUAGUUCAAUUCAUGGUACAAAAAAUUAAAAUAAAUGAAUUCUGUCUCUGCCACUUCUCUCCUAAGAGUUCAACACUUUAAUAAGCCUGUUUAAUGCUUAUAAAAUACAUGACAUAUAGGAGGUAUCCACUAAGUAGUAGCUUUUGUUAUUAAUUUUAAUAUGGAUAAGGGGAUCAUCCCUAUUUAUUUUAAAAGCUUACAUAAUUUGUUUUUAUUUGGUGCCAAUAUUUAGAUUUCUAGCUUUGAACCAAAAGCAAUGUAUUCACAGGGUCACAUGCUAGGCAAACGCUUUACUACUGAGCUAUAUCCCCAGUCCUCCCUUUUUUAAGUGUACUGUUCAGCAGGGUGUCUUGAUCCAAAUGCCCUUUUAGGGCAGGAGUCCAUUAUUUUGCAACCAAUCUCCAGAAUUUUUUUCAUCUUACAAAAUUGCCAAUUAAACAAUUCCCCAUUCUUCCCUCUCCCAGUCCUCAGACACAUUCUUUUUGUCUCUGAAUUUGAUUAGGUACUUCAUAUAAGGUAUUUCUUUGAGAUUGAUUUAUUUUACUUAGCAUAAUGUCUUUAAGAUUCAUCCAUAUUGUAGCAUGUCAGAAUAUCCUUCCUUUUCAAGGUUGAAUAGUUAGUCCAUUUACUUUUUCCCCAUCUAUUCAUGAAUCAAUGAGAUGCAUGUGUUGCUUCCUCUUGGUGGUUAUGACUAAUGCUUCUGUGAACAUGGAUUUGUAAAUACUUCUUGGCAAUACUGGUUUCAGUUCUUCUGGCUAUGUACCCAGAAGUGGUGUUAUUGAAACAUGGUUAUUCUAUUUUUAAAUUUUUGAGGAGCCAUCAUAUUGUCCAUUUUACAUUUCCAUCAUUAGUUCCCAUCAAUAGUCCCUACAUGCUCACCAAUGCCGAUUAUUUUUGUUUUAUUUUCCUGUGUUGGUUUUGGUUUUAGGUUUUUUUCAUAGUUUCCUUCUUAGUAGAUGUGAGGUGUUAUCUCAUUGUGAUUUUAAUUUGCAUUUCCUAAUGAUUAUGUGAAGCAUGUUUUCAUGUGUUUAGUAACUCUUCAUAUUUUCUUUGUAGAAAUGUCUAUUCAAGUCCUUUGCCCUUUUUUCAGUAGGGUUGUUUAGUUUUUGUUGUUGGGUUGUAGUUCGUUAUAUAUUAUAGAUACUAACCUUUAUAUAUUGGGGAAAUUGGAAAAUGUUUUAUCUUGUUCCUUAGAUUGUCUUUUCACUCUGUUAUCUCUCUCAUGCAGUUUUUAAUUUUGAUAUAAUCUACUUGGUCUAUUUUUACUUUUGUUGCCUGUGCAUUUUGCUCAUGUUCCAAAGAAAUCAUUGCCAAAUCCAA
This is a messenger RNA of Ictidomys tridecemlineatus (thirteen-lined ground squirrel), 3394 nucleotides long. NCBI's taxonomy places the organism in Eukaryota, Metazoa, Chordata, Mammalia, Rodentia, Sciuridae. The record is from RefSeq and is a predicted model, not a curated record.